UGGUAAACCCAACCGUGGUGGGGUGGGGAGGGAAUCCAGGCGGACGGACGGACGGACGAGGGAGGAGAAUGUCUGGUUCCGGUCUUCAUGCUCUGUCCCGUGGCUGCGUGCGUGCGUACGUGCUGCGAGAUGCGCCGGCAACCCAAAACCAAAAGGCCUCCCUCGCCCUUUUGAUUCCCCCACGCCAAUGCCUUUGCUGCCCCCCUGCUCUGCGCCGUGAGAGCCUGGGAUUGUUUCUCUUCUCGCCCCGCCGUUCCGUUUCGACUUAAAGCUCCUCCCGAGGAAGCUCGCCCGCCUGCUCGUCUUGGUAGGAGGUGCGGGCCGCGUGACGGUGAGCUCUCGCACGCACGCCUGCUCUGCUGCUGCUGUGGAGGAGGAGCAGGGCGACGUUUUCGCCGUUUCCGUCUUCUUCGUCGUCGUCGUCAGGUAUAAUUUUGGCACCCUGCGAAGCUCCUCCCCUGCAAAAUCUCCGGCCCCUCUUCAUUGCUCGUUUCCGUUUCACUGUCCCCUUCCGACUGCAAUAAAUCUCCCCCGUGUUGAUAAGCAAGAACCAUGCAGAAAAUGGCAUCUUGAUAAACCAAUCUUUGAUCCUAUUUCUUCUCUCCACUCCGCUGCCAAAUCGGUUCUUUGGUCCAUCCAAUGGCGCCGGGAGCCGGGACGGCGGCGGCGACCAAGAACCCUACCAAAACCCUCGCCGCCAUCCUCCUCCUCGUCCUCCUGCUCGCCGACCUCCCGCUCUGCGCCUCCCAGCCGCCGCUGCACUCCCAGCCCCUGCCCGCCACCCAGUCCCCGGCGGCGCCCCUCCCGCCGCCGCAGCCGAGUGCCCCCCACGCGCGGGCCGGCGGCGCCGCGCGCCUCCGCCGCAUCGCGCUCGGCGUGCUCCUCGGCUCGCUCGCCGGCUUCCUCCUCUCCCUCGCCUUCCUCUACGCCAUCCGCGUCGCCGUGCUACACGCCGGGAACGCGCCGGCCGUCGCCCGGGGCCCCGUCUCCUUCACGCCGCAAAUCUCGCCCAAGAGCCUCCAGGGCGCACUCCCCUCCGCGCGCCCGCUCGCGCGCGGGCCCCGCGGGACGUACCACAAGCUCGACCUCGACGGCGACCUCACCGUCGCCGUCAAGGUGCUCGACCUCGCCGCCGCCAGCCGCGCCGAGGCCUCGCCCUCGCCCUCACGGCCGGCGAACGGCUCCAACUCCAAGUCCGACAUGCGGAGGGUGCAGCGGCAGCUGGAGCUGCUCGCCCGGGUGCGGCACCUCAACGUGAUGAGCCUCAAGGCCUACGUCCGCGACGCCGACCGGCUCUCGCUCGUCUACGACUUCGUGCCGGGGGGCAGCCUCGAGGACGUGAUGAAGAGGGUGAGGUCGCAGCAGGUCAGCCUCAGCUGGGACACCAGGAACAGGAUUGCGGCCGGGGUGGCCAAGGGACUGCGCCACCUGCACUUCGAGUGCAACCCCAGGAUACUGCAUUGCAACCUCAAGCCGUCCAAUGUGAUGCUGGAGGAAGGCUUCGAACCGGUGCUGGCGGAUUGCGGCGUUGCGAGGCUGAUCGAUUCCGGUUCGCCUGAUCCGCAGUCGUCCGGCAGCCUCUACACCGCUCCAGAGUGCUACCAAAGUAGCAGGUACACAGAUAAGUGCGACGUCUAUGCUUUCGGCAUGAUCCUCGGCGUUCUGCUCACUGGGAAAGACCCCUCGGACCCAUUUUUCUCGGGAGAAAGCGGACGGGGCAGCCUGGCUCGAUGGCUCCGUCACAUGCAGCAUUCCGGCGACAUGAAAGAAGCGCUGGACAGCAGCAUUGUAGGGGAGGAGGUCGAUGAGGAGGAGAUGGUGAUGGCCAUCAGGAUCGCCAUCGUGUGCCUCUCGGAGUUGCCAGCCGAUCGGCCAUCCAGCGAUGAACUCGUAGCCAUGCUCGCCCAGCUCCACAGCUUCUAACCGCCGUCGAACUUCAGAACACCCGCAUGAUCUUCCAUCUCGCAAGUCUCGAGACGACGCCGAGUGGCGCACGAUCAUCAACCGCCGAAUUCAGUGUCCUGGGCUGAAUUCAGAUGGAAGCCAGCAAUGUAGAGGCCAAGCCAAACAAGUGUGGCAAAAUAGCUGCCCAUCAGCUUCAUGGCACAUGCUGGUGGUUGAGUAUCAUGUAAGAUGAUGAUGGUGAUGUUCUGGCCAUGAAUGAGCCUGGGGACAACAAAUGUGCAUAUAUGUAGUGGUAGUAUGUGUUCUGUAGAAUGGUGCAUAUCUUGUUGGAUCUCCCUUUGCUGUAGGGGGAGGGUGAUGUUUUGGCCUGUGCAUUGACCCAUCAGAGACAUGGGCCCCUCUCUCAGCUUGCCCAUGGCCUGGUGUCCGUCCGUUCGACAAGCGACGUCGGGCCCAUCACAGGUUUGGGCAUCAUUUCUCUUCAUGUCA
Triticum aestivum (bread wheat) is the source of this 2394-nucleotide messenger RNA. Its product is annotated as inactive leucine-rich repeat receptor-like protein kinase CORYNE. The record is from RefSeq and is a predicted model, not a curated record. The transcript is spliced from 2 exons. Gene Ontology annotation, biological process: protein phosphorylation. Gene Ontology annotation, cellular component: membrane. Lineage: Eukaryota; Viridiplantae; Streptophyta; Magnoliopsida; Poales; Poaceae. Gene Ontology annotation, molecular function: ATP binding; protein kinase activity. Bases 640 to 1923 code for a protein of 427 amino acids.